Messenger RNA from Pocillopora meandrina, 3686 nucleotides. NCBI's taxonomy places the organism in Eukaryota, Metazoa, Cnidaria, Anthozoa, Scleractinia, Pocilloporidae. The record is from the annotation of a GenBank genome assembly.
GGUGAUUCGAACGCGCAGGUUCCAGUUAAACAGAGCAACUCGAACGAUAGAUGAAGGCUUAACCUGACAGCCAAUGGAAAAGACAAAGUAUUCAGCAUCGUCACCUGCUUUCAAAUUAUGAAAAUCAUUUCUUGACACGAAAGAGUUUCAGGAGAUAAGGCACCUAAGGUCGUGAUGGAUUUUGGAGGUAAAUAUUGAAUGGAUCAUUCAUAUUCGGUUAACUUGAAUGCCGUAUUCCUGUAGAAUAUGAGAAAUCUACCUCGGAAAUUGCAUAUUUGUUUACAUUUAUGUUAUAAUUGUCAAAACGUUCUAAAUCCCCUUCUUAAGUAGAAACAGGAGAGCUUUACGGGUCCGUUAAUUUACUUGGACCUUCGAGAAACGGGCUCCAGGCCACGGUCAUUACGAUAAUAUCUUUCUAUAGCUGGACGUUAAAUUUAGAAAUUCUUCUAUAUUACUUUUGUAAUUGAAGUGUAUGCUAUGUAGCUGAUUUCGUUUUGGCAAUGGUUAAUUAAUGUUGUUGUUCUUGUGAAUCGAUCCAAACGUAGAGCCAAUCCCUUAGAUAACAAAGAAAUCAUAGCCUAAGUUUAGGAAGUGUCGAAAUCAUGAAUUAGAAGCAAAGAGUGCUGAUAUAAAGAGCGGAAGCCAGAUUCUCAAGUUGACCUCAGUGAUACAAAAUUUAACCAAACAAUCAAUUUUCUCCCUUAAUUUUUUCUCUCAAUAAAAAUAAUUUAUUUAGAGUGCAAUCUAAGAAGGAUGCUUAUCGUCGCGAGACACACCGACAUGUCAAAGCGAUGGCGCUUCUGAUGAAACCGAAACUUGUUUUUUUGCUUAAUAUCAUCACUUCUGGUCAGCUAAACACGUGCGCAAUGUCACACAAGGAACAAAUCCAACUUGAGUAUUUCCUUUAGUCUUAAAAGACCAUGUUCGCAAAUAAAUUUAUACUACCACCAAAACGCUAUCCGUCUGUGUAGAGCAAAAAAAAAUCUGCUUUAUGAAUUUCUGUUCUUAAAUCUAUCUUUUUUUCGAAGCUACACAGCUUAAUAUGACCGAACGUGCGCGAUUAAGACUCGCGCGUUUAGUGAUUUAAGGAAGUGAGAGCGAUGAAGGCCGUCGCACGCAAAGGAGGAGUCACGCAUGGGAGACUCGUUUUGAACAGGCGAUGUCGUUGAGCGUUUACAACGCAGAUCACUAUAUUUGUUCCCGCUUAAUUCUUUCAUUUAUAUAUUUAGUUCUUCUUGGUUUUUAAAGCUUAAAUUAUUUGGCUUCAACAGACUGGUAUCACUUACCAGUUUAUAAAUUCGUUAGCCAGGUACCGUUCAUUAUUUAUUGCCUGGGGAGGGGGGGGGAGGUCGGAGGAUUUUAAUUUUGUCAUUACAAAAUUUACCAGAUCCCCUAUGAGGCUCUAUGAUGCUCAUAUGAUCCUCUCAUAUGAUCCUCUCCCCCCCCUCCCCUCCCCCCACCUUCAUUUGCCGCUAAUUGUCAGUCAUUUUUCUAUGCAAUACUCUGUUACUGAACUCUAUUUCCUUGGGUAUUGUAAAUAGCAUCGACAACUGAUCAAAAAUAUCACCGAGCCGACGAGAGUUCCGAGUAGAGACAAGUGACCAAUUCCCUAGUGCACUAAAUAUUGCUUCCUGAAUAAUCAAACAGUACAAUGCAUCUUUGUUUUGUUUGAUUGUCUCUGUUUUUAUGCAAGACCUUGCCGAACAACUGUUAAAUAUACAUGGAAGCACUAAUCUUACGGCUGACUAGUCUUCAUUUUCAAACGUAAUUAGAAAUAAUCUUUCGCACGAAUCUAAGUGGCCCAUCACAUUCGGGGGGGAGGGAGGGCAUCAUUUACAACUCAUCCCAGUUUCCAUAAAAAAAAAGAUGCUGCUGUGUAACCCCUAAGUCUCUCCCCUUGGUCUCACUGAUAGUUAAUCCGAGCCCACUUUCAAAGUGUAAAGAUGCACUGGGGCAGUCAUGUGUCAAACUGCACUGACUGUUUUUUCUACUCUGUCUUCAAGCUAAUGAAUAAUAUAUUUUUCCUCAAUAGACCCAGUGACUCUGGCUCAGACAGCAUUCCUCGUUUCCGUCUCGGUGUUGACCGUGGCUUUGAAUUCUCUAGUGAUAAUGACAAUCUGGAAAGAUCCAUUCAAGCAGCUUAAAGGAACAGCAAACUAUCUCAUAUUAAAUCUGGCUGUUUGUGAUCUACUUAUGGGUUUUCCAACCGAGUUACUCUUUGCUAUUUUUCACUGGUUUCCUGGUAAUAAGAGUGUCAUCAAAGCAGGGUACAUCACGAUGUAUUUUGCUAUUUGUGCCUCAUUUCUUACAAUCCUGGGCCUCGCUGUUGAAAGACUUAUUGUCAUAUCAUCCGCUAAGAGUGACGAUAACUCGACAACGACGAGUUAUUGCACUGUAGGCAUUAUGUCCAUCUGGCUUUUCGCUGCGCUAACAGCCUCUCUUCCUAUGCUCGGAUGGGACUCAUUUGACAGUUAUAGGCUUUUUAUCGCUGAUGCUAUCGGAGUUCCUGUAUUGAUCCUGUUAUUUGCUUGUUACACACGGAUCUUUCUGCUGAUCAGAAAACAGCUGCAUCGAUAUUUUGCAACAGGCGAUCAAAGAAGAGAGCUCCAACCCUUAACACCAAAAAGUCAAAGAAUGGAAAGACUUAAAAGGAGGGAAAGAGGCGUAGCUCUCUCUGUAUUCAUCCUUACUGGCUUGGUUACCAUAUGUUGGAGUCCGCUUUUCAUUGUGGAAAACAUCAGACAGUGUUGUGAUCACGACGAUUGUAUUCCUAAAAAACUUGACGUAAUAUUCCAAAGCUUGAUAUUUGUGCAUCCGCUGGCCAAUCCUAUCGCUUACGCUCUGCGUACGGCGAAGUUUCGACGCGCACUCAAAAUAAUUUUCAGGCGUAGUGGUAACAAUUAAUCGUUUAGCCUGAACGACUAAUUGUUAUCGGGUUACCUUCUACGUUUGUCUUUUGUCGGACUCACUAUAUUUCCAAAGCCUUCAACGCGGAAAAUUCUGUUGUGUGUCUUCCAACUGCUGAAGGUUUGCCGACGUCAAUAUCGAUAUUCAGCUUACCAAAACUUUUCACACUGAUGCUUCCACGGUUUCGUAAGAUAGUUUUAUGUUUCCGGAGACCACCGUAAGAAACACAAACAUUUACGUAUUUAAUUGCAUUAAAACUGAAUUUUCAAACUCUUGAAAAUUUCUCCCGUAAAAUAGGUCGAUGGAACCUUUCACUAUAUUUCCUUAAGUACAAGGGAAUUUUAUGGCAAAAUACAAAAAAAAAUCGAUUUUUUGUGAGUGCCCAUUGACUCUCGAUAUCCUCAGAAAUACACUCUAAAGCCCCCAAGAGAUUUUAACUUAGCUCACCACUGACAAUAUAUCCCAGUUGUAUCCAAUCGCCUUGAAAUGAGCAAUCUUCCACAGUAGCUCUCUCUCAGCAUAGCUUCACAGAUAGUCGGUACGUCACUUUCGAUUAAAACAGCAACAACUACUACACGACUGAGUUCAUAAAUUAUAUACAUUUACAAAGUGUUCUCGAACAAUCCGGAAGCAUACAACUCAACUAUUUUUGUGGUGUUGCAUCAUAACUACAUAUAACCGAAUACAAUAUGUUUCCAUAGUAUGACAAUGGGCAGUCGUGUAACAUGUCAACAUGAAUAGGCUUUCUAGAAAUUUCCAGAAACUUAUUUUUACAGUCG